AUGAAGCCAGUUCGGGUCAUCACCCUUUGGUGGUUGCUACUGCUGGUGCCCAGGCUGGGAGCUACAAGGAAGGGGUCCCAAGAAGAGUCCUUCUACUACGGAACAUUCCCACCUGGUUUUUCCUGGGGUGUGGGCAGUUCUGCCUACCAGACGGAGGGUGCCUGGGACCAGGAUGGAAAAGGACCCAGCAUCUGGGAUGCCUUCACACACAGCGGGAAAGGGAAGGUGCUUGGGGAUGAGACAGCAGAUGUGGCUUGCGAUGGUUACUACAAGGUCCAGGAGGACAUCGCUUUGCUGAGGGAGCUGAACGUGAGCCACUAUCAAUUCUCCCUGUCUUGGCCCAGACUCCUGCCCACGGGUGUUCGAGCUGAUCAGGUGAAUGGGAAGGGAGUCAAAUACUACAGCGAUGUCAUUGAUGCCCUUCUGAAGAGCAAUAUCACCCCCAUGGUGACCCUGCAUCACUGGGAUCUCCCUCAGCUGCUCCAGGUUAAAUAUGGUGGGUGGCAGAACACGAGCCUGAUCGACUACUUCAAUGAUUACGCCAAUCUGUGCUUUGAGGCCUUUGGGGAUCGGGUGAAGCACUGGAUCACUUUCAGUGAUCCUCGGGCAAUGGUGGAAAAAGGCUAUGAGACAGGCCAUCAUGCACCAGGCUUGAAGCUCCAUGGCACCGGCCUGUACAAGGCAGCACAUCACAUCAUUAAGGCCCACGCGCAAGCCUGGCAUUCUUAUAACACCACAUGGCGCAGCAGGCAGCAAGGUUUUGUGGGGAUUUCAUUAAACUGUGAUUGGGGGGAACCCAUGGACAUCAGGAACCCCAGGGAAAUAGAGGCUGCAGAAAGAUACCUACAAUUCUGCCUGGGCUGGUUUGCCAAUCCCAUUUAUGCUGGUGACUAUCCUCAAGUCAUGAAGGAUCGUAUAGGAAAAAAGAGUGCUGAGCAAGGCCUAGAGAUGUCAAGGUUACCAGUGUUCUCACUCAAGGAAAAAAGUUACAUUAAAGGCACAUCGGAUUUCUUGGGAUUAGGUCAUUUUACUACUCGGUAUAUCACAGAAAGGAACCACCCCUCCCACCAGGGGCCCAGCUACCAAAACGAUCGUGAUUUAGUGGAACUGGUUGAUCCAAACUGGCCAGAUCUGGGAUCCAACUGGCUAUAUUCUGUGCCUUGGGGUUUUAGGAGGCUCCUCAACUUUGCUCAGACUCAAUAUGUUGAUCCUCCCAUUUAUGUGACACAAAAUGGAGCUUCUCAAAAAUUACAUUGUACUCAAUUAUGUGAUCAGUGGAGAAUACAAUACCUUAAAGGAUACAUAAAUGAAAUGCUAAAAGCUAUAAAAGAUGGUGCUAAUAUAAGAGGGUAUACUUCCUGGUCUUUGUUGGAUAAAUUUGAAUGGGAGAAAGGAUAUUCAGAGAGAUACGGAUUCUACUAUGUUGAAUUUAACAACAGAAAUAAACCUCGCUAUCCAAAAGCUUCUGUUCAAUAUUACAAGAAGAUUAUCGCAGCCAAUGGAUUUCCCAAUCCAAGAGAGGUGAGAAGUUGGUACCUUGAAGCCUUAGAAACUUGCUCUAUCAACAAUCAAAUGCUUGCUGCAGAGCCAUUGUUAAGUCACAUGCAAAUGGUUACAGAGAUUGUGGUACCCACGGUCUGCACGCUCUGCAUACUCAUCGCUGCAGUUCUACUGAUGCUCCUCCUACAGAGGCAGAGUUGA
Messenger RNA from Orycteropus afer afer, 1701 nucleotides. It is a transcript of the gene LCTL, whose product is annotated as lactase like. The record is from RefSeq and is a predicted model, not a curated record. NCBI's taxonomy places the organism in Eukaryota, Metazoa, Chordata, Mammalia, Tubulidentata, Orycteropodidae. Gene Ontology annotation, biological process: carbohydrate metabolic process. The coding region runs from base 1 to 1701 and encodes 566 amino acids. Gene Ontology annotation, molecular function: beta-glucosidase activity. The transcript has 13 exons.